Centruroides sculpturatus (bark scorpion) is the source of this 3335-nucleotide messenger RNA. It is a transcript of the gene Tango6, whose product is annotated as transport and Golgi organization protein 6 homolog. Bases 137 to 3310 code for a protein of 1057 amino acids. The transcript is spliced from 18 exons. The record is from RefSeq and is a predicted model, not a curated record. NCBI's taxonomy places the organism in Eukaryota, Metazoa, Arthropoda, Arachnida, Scorpiones, Buthidae. Gene Ontology annotation, biological process: protein secretion. Gene Ontology annotation, molecular function: protein binding.
UGCACGAGCUACCCAUGCUUUGCAGAAGUAUCUUGUCGAUUUCGCGGUUUGUAUUAUGUAACGUGGCAGAAAGACAAUACGAAAGUAACUGUUCAGUUUUAAUUCGAAUUUUUCGGAGUUUGUAUUAAGUAUAAGAAUGUCUAACGAAGUUAACAUUAUAUGUCAAUAUCUGGAGUUGUUGACAGCAGCUCGAACAGAUAGUACAAAAGAAGUUUUGAAUAUUAAAGUCCAGUUAGAUGAUAGAAUAACAUCACUUCAACAGAAAGUUCUUGAAAAUGAAGCCAUUUGUGAGAAAAUAAGAACGUACAACCAAAGUCUGUUGGAAGAAACAGAGAGAGACACUCUUGUUAAAGUUGUGUGGCUGUUCGUAGAGUGGUGUCUCGUGUUAAUGUUGCUGUUGAAAGAAACACUUGAGAUUAAUAAAGAAGCUGUGAUUCCAAAAAUGAAUGAAAACACAAAUGUUCUGUAUCCUGAAGGAGAUAUUUUAAGUAUUUCGCAACAGAAGUCAGUUUCGUCGGCAAUUCAGUUCAUAAUUGCUUUAGGUGUGAAUCCAAGUCUAUUACCGGGAGUUGGUCUUCCCAUUCAAAAUCGUACGCAAUACGUUUCGAUGAUUCAGGAAGUAAAGCGUGAUCUAUUGCCACAUCAAAAGUAUUAUCGGUUGAUAGCAUGUACUGUAGUAUUAUUAAAUUGCAUUAAAAGUACAUCCAUUGGAAAUAUUAUUUUGUCUUCGUAUUUUUCAGACAUUCUGUGUGCUUUAUUUCAGUUAUGUUAUGCUCCUAUAAAAAAAGACGAGUCAGAAUUAAAGAAUUCAACUUCGGAUAAUUUAAAUGAAAAAUUUAAUGUUAAUAUCACAAAACAACUCACUGUAUCUGAACUCUUAAACAGAUGUAAUGUAUGCAAUCGUGUACCGUUGUCAAAAGAAUUGAUUGCCGAAAUGUGGAAAGACAGAUAUUUUCUUCUGAAAGAUUUAGAAGUGUUUUUAAAAAGUGUUCAUAAACCUAUAUUGAUCAAUAACCUUUUCCAGUUACAAAGAAUAAGUUCUUGUAAACAAAGAAAUGAUAAAUGUGUUCCUAAAUGGUUGCAGAAAACUUGUGGAAAUUAUCUGACAAAUGAACUUCUUCAAUCUCAAGGCAUUAUUUUCAUUAUUCAAGGUUUAUUAGAUCCAGCUGUAAACCAAGAUGAUCCAACUGUUUGGAAACAGUGCGAAAUGAUUGGAAAAUUAAUAGUUCAAGUGCCAAGUUCAUGUGCAUCUGCAGAAUCUUAUUACGCAAAGAUAUGUCCUCAGAUUUUAAAGAUAAUUUACACAAAAGAAUUAAUUCAUAAUAAAAAGUAUAUUCUUACCAUUAUAUCUGCCAUAUCUUCGAUGGCUGAACAUCAACCUACUUUUGCAUGGAAAUAUAUAUUCAAGCAAUUACUAAGACCAUUAUUGGUAUGCCUACAAUUUUCAGAAAUAAAUUCUAACAAAUUUGCCGACGAAAUUUUAGUUACCGAACAAGAAUUAAAUAAAUGCAUUGAAAGUCUUUAUGAGAUUGUCACAUGUAAUAUUGGUUUGCCUAAAAAUGUAUGGUCUUAUUUACAUAUGGUAUUCGUCCCUCUUUUUCGCCUCCAUUGUUUUUCGGCCGGUGGAAUCUUUUAUUUAAAACAGCAAAUAGAAGACAUCGUACUUACUUUAUUAAAGAAAUUUGAAGAAUCGGUAAUGCUCGUAAACUGCAUUUUAUUUGACGAAGAAUUACCGAAAGGAAUUCAUCCAACGAAUAGAAAUGUUGCUUUUGUUUACGGCGAUCUAGGGAGCAUCAAAAUAAAGAGAGAACAGACAGCAAACACAGAAGACUACUUGGAGAAACGAUUUGAUUGUAUGUUACAACUGCUUCAUAAAUUAAAUGAUAAAAGGAUAACAGGAAACAUAUUUUUCAUGCUUCUUGAGAAAUUGCAAGUUAUGUUAGAAGAUGUAGAAACGGAAAAGAAAAUAAACACUUCAGGAAAUUCGUUGACAUAUUUAGACAAAGACGAUCUCUAUUUAAGUAAAUUGCAUAAAAAUAUAACGACACUAAAAUUUCUUCAAGAAAUAUCAGAUUCAUUUGGAGACGAUAUCGUUGAAGACUCUUCUCGAGCAAUUGUAUUUAUUCAGAAAACGUUAGAUAGAUGUGUACCUAUAUAUACAAAGGAUGCCUCAUUCCAGAAUGAAACAUUAGCUUUGGCUCUGGGCGCAUUGAUUAUGCUAUUAAAUUCUAAAAAUAAGGUAACAUCAGAAGAUUUUAAAGAAUUAAAAAAAUGCGUACCAAGUUUACAAAAAUUAACUGAAAUUUGUCAUCAAGCCGAUAUUCAAGCUGCUGCUCAAGAAUUACUAAUCAUCAUUGUUACUCACGGUGCUGCUGGAAAGGUGACGUCACUUCAACGCAACGCUAAUUCGGCCAACGAUGCUUUGGAGACUGUCGUGACGAAAGCAAAAAGUAAUAAUAAAUCUACAACAAAUAUAUCCGGAAUAAAUAGUAGUAAUGAAUUUGCUGGCGAGCAGCAAAUGUCAGAGCAGACGUCACAUUUUAAAAAUGCUUGGAAAGAUUUACACAGUGUAAUUGUACCGGAGAAAGGUCAUGCCCUCAUCGUGCUUAGGAGACUAAUCGAAUCAAAGGAUGCUGAAACAAUGGAGAAUUUUGAAAAAUUAUUAAAUAUUUUUAAAGAAUGCAUUGCUCAUGAAGAUUCGUACAUAUAUUUAUCCUCCAUUCAGUGUCUGAUUGCUUUAGGAAUUGUCGAUUCCGAUAGAAUAAUUCCCGAACUCGCAACAGAAUUUAACAAAUUCUCUGAAAAUAAAGAAGUAAAGAUGAAAUUGGGAGAAGCUUUGAUGCACAUCAGCAGACAACUUGGUGAUCUGGCACCAAAAUAUAGAGACGUGUUGCUUCCCGUAUUUUUAACUGGGACGAAAGACACGGAUUCCGAAGUCAGAGUGUCUUGUUUGUCGAAUUUGGGCGAAAUUUGCCAGAGAUUGAAAUAUUCUCUUGGGCCAUACCUACAAGAGAUAAUUGAAUGUGUACAAAGCUUAGUUCAAACGGAUCCUUCUGUUGAAGUAAAGCGUGCUGCCGUUAUGUUAAUCUCGCUACUACUGAGAGGAUUAAGUAAUGAUGUUUUUAAGGUCUUAGAGAAUGAACUGUUGGGUAUUUACCGCUUGCUGAAGAACAUAUUCUUGAAAGAAACUGAUGAGAUUGUCAGACUUCACAUCCAAAUUGCACUAGAAGAAUUGAAUCUCAUCGUUCGUAAAUAUCUAUCACCCGAAACAAAAUUAACCAAGGAAAUUAGAAUAUUAGAUCCAUUUUAAACUUUAUGUUUAAUAAAUGAAAUAU